AUGAGGUACAUUCAAUCCGCGGAAAUCUGCAAUCCGUCGGCCGAAACUGACCUUAAGAGGGAAAAAGAGGUCGUUGGACGAGAAAAAGAAAAGAAGCCCAAAGAGACUGAUAACGGAAACGACCCUCGGUACAAUAGUAACAGGAGGGAAAUAUACCUUGACAUCAAGGAAAAGUCAUUGCUGCCAAGUCCAACCCCGAUCAGGACCCCCGCGUCCAAAAGAGACAAGAGCCUCUGGUGUGAGUUCCACAAAGAGUGCGGACACACUACCGAGGACUGUCGAGAAUUGAAAAGGGCCUUGGACAAACUGGCCGACGAAGGAAAGUUGAACAAAUAUUUGAAGGGCUCCUCCUCUGACAAGAAGGAAGAUAACAAGGGAUCAGAUGUCCAUAGUGAUCACACCGAGGGAUAUGUUGGGGUGAUAGCAGGGGGUCUCGCAUCUGGUGGCCUAACCGGCAACGCCAGAAAAAGACACUUACACGCACUAACCCAUCAGAUCCUCGAUGUCGAAGCACCUUCCUCAAACCUCAAAUGUCCCACAAUAACAUUCCAAGAGGACCCCUCUCGAAUUAUCCAUAGUCCACAUGAUGAUCCCCUGGUUGUUGAGAUUAAGGUAGCCAACCGAACAGUUAAAAGAGUGUUGAUUGACAAUGGAAGCUCGGCUGACAUCCUAACUCUUGAAUGCCUCAAGAGGCUACGUUACAAGAAAAGUGACCUCGUCGACAUCAGCCAACCUCUCGUAGGAUUCGGUGGUCAAUCAGUAUACCCCGUCGGCAUGAUCAAGCUCCCUGUCCGUAUCGGAGAAAAAGGAAAAGGAAGAAGCCUUCCCAUAGAAUUCAUGGUCGUCGACACACCCUUGCCUUAA
Messenger RNA from Spinacia oleracea (spinach), 864 nucleotides. RefSeq lists its product as uncharacterized. The coding region runs from base 1 to 864 and encodes 287 amino acids. Lineage: Eukaryota; Viridiplantae; Streptophyta; Magnoliopsida; Caryophyllales; Amaranthaceae. The record is from RefSeq and is a predicted model, not a curated record. The transcript has a single exon.